CCUCCAUCAUCCCCUCCCAUCCCAUCCACUCUCUCGCUUGUUUUGCUGGCUUUUUCUUUCCGCCGCGGCAAAAGUGAGGCGCCGGGGGAGACGAACCCGUCAUAAUUCCACUGCUUAAUUGCGCCUCGUCGUCUCCUGCGUAUAAAACCACGGCCAUCGGAGCCGCCGGGCGGACUUGUUCAUUCUCCCUCGUUUCCCCGCGCGCGCAUGCCAAGGCCGGAUCGGGGGGCUCUAGUCAGAUCUCGCGCGCUUCUCGCCGGCCGCGGAACCCGAGGGAGUAGGAAGAUCAGAGGAGGAGGAGGAGGAGGAUGUUUAGCGGGACGCAGCAGAAGUGCAAGGUGUGCACCAAGACGGUGUACCCGAUGGACCAGCUCUCCACCGACGGCGUCGUCUUCCACCGAUCCUGCUUCAAGUGCCAGCACUGCAAGUCCACCCUCUCCCUGAGCAACUAUUCCUCGUUCGAAGGAGUGCCAUACUGCAAGGCCCAUUUCGAGCAGCUGUUCAAGGAGACCGGGAGCUACAACAAGAGCUUCCAAUCGCAAUCACCUGCAAAGCUUACUCCGGAAAAGUUGGCCCCUGAGCUGACCAGAUCUCCAAGCAAAGCUGCAAGAAUGUUUUCAGGAACACAAGACAAGUGUGCAACUUGUGGCAAAACCGCGUAUCCUCUUGAGAAGGUAACAGUCGAAGAAAAGGCCUACCACAAGUCGUGCUUCAAAUGCUCCCAUGGGGGCUGUGCCAUUACACCAUCCAACUACGCAGCCUUGGAGGGGACCCUCUACUGCAAGCACCAUUUCUCUCAACUUUUCAAGGAGAAGGGAAGCUACAAUCAUCUGAUCAAGUGUGCAUCGGUGAAGCGUGCGGAAGCACAGCCUGAACAACCAGCGCAACCAGCUGCUGAUUCAUCUUGAUCGUGCCAUCUUGAAAGCGAGGGUUCGGAAGCCUCCUGUUUUUACUUAAAACCACCUGCUGUAUGUUAUGCCGUCUAGCCCUGAGGAUACUGGACUUCUCUAUUUUGGUAUCCUCUGCUGUGCUAGCUGACUCACAUUGGUGAACCAUGGAAUUGCUGUCAUUUUCAACGAAAUUGUUGUGCACCGGGUACCCCUUAUUGAUCGAUAUAUUGUUGUGUUGCCUUGCGA
Setaria italica (foxtail millet) is the source of this 1136-nucleotide messenger RNA. RefSeq names its product LIM domain-containing protein WLIM2b. Gene Ontology annotation, molecular function: actin filament binding. The record is from RefSeq and is a predicted model, not a curated record. Bases 309 to 908 code for a protein of 199 amino acids. Gene Ontology annotation, biological process: actin filament bundle assembly. Gene Ontology annotation, cellular component: actin cytoskeleton; plasma membrane. The transcript has 5 exons. Lineage: Eukaryota; Viridiplantae; Streptophyta; Magnoliopsida; Poales; Poaceae.